Lycium barbarum (goji berry) is the source of this 717-nucleotide messenger RNA. RefSeq lists its product as uncharacterized. Lineage: Eukaryota; Viridiplantae; Streptophyta; Magnoliopsida; Solanales; Solanaceae. Gene Ontology annotation, cellular component: membrane. Gene Ontology annotation, biological process: carbohydrate transport. Gene Ontology annotation, molecular function: symporter activity. The record is from RefSeq and is a predicted model, not a curated record.
AUGGAUCUCACUUUGUUCAGUGCGAUGGUGAAUGGAAUCACGAUGAAUCAGCAAGCAGAUUUAAAACAGGAAACCAGAGGAGUGAUUCGUCUGACAACUUCUUGCACUUAUUGGUUAAAGAAAGUCAUUUACUAUCAAGUAGCUAGCAUUUAUGUGUUAACAAGAGUCAUAAAUAACGUACCACAGCUUCGGACAUUUACUGUUGUCUUCGUGAUCAACGACGUACGGAUGAGCCAAUCUUCAAAAUCUUUGGUUCCUGUUAUCAUCUACUUAUUUAGCUUCAUCACGUCCAUCCUGCUCCAGAAGCUCAAAUGGAACAGCCGACGAUCACAGACUUUCUUUUCUGCAGGAGGCCUUCUAUGGCUAUUUUGUGGUGCUGGAGUACUCUCUCUACCAAUUAAUAUGAACGGCUUUAUGUACGUUUUGUCAUAUUCAUUGGCAUUUCAAACGCUUUUGAUGAUGGGGACUGCAGUAGGAAUGAAAAGUGAGCUAGUUGAUAAAGAUGUUGAUGGAUCUGCUUGUUAAUUUGUUUAUGGAUCAUUGGGCUUUAUGGAGAAAGUUUUAUCUGGCAUAGCACUGUAUCUCCUUCAAUCAUAUGAAAGUAAGCAUCCACACAAAAUAUUUGCCCUUCAACUUCCAAUCAAUUCACCUAGUAACUUUCUUUUAACAAAAAAUGUAUUUGCUCAAAAGAAUCGUGGAACAGCAAUUCCCUUUUGA